AUGAUGAUGAGCAGCAGCAAGAUGGAGAGUAGAGACGUGGAGAAGGCUGGCGGACGGCUGGGCGAGGCGGUGGUGUCUGCAAUCCACGGUGCCAACGUGGGUCUGCUCUACUCGGUGCUCACCAUCGAUUGGCUGUUCGACCUCAAGGGCGGCAAGAGGGCGGAUGGAAAGAGGGAGGAGACCGCGAGCCUGGCCAACACGGUGAAGAAAGGGUGGGCAGAGACCAUGCACAAGGGACGCCGAUUCCUCGAUCUCAGCUGGCGAUUUGGCGAAUACGACGCGAGCAGAGCCAAGGGCAAGUCGAAGAGCGCAUGGCUCACCCUGCACACCAGCCCACUACUCGAUGGCGAGGGCAGGAGGAGCUAUAAGGGCAAGGAGAGGAUACGGCAGAGUGGGCAGAACGAUAGGGAGAGGCUCGUUGCAGGUGAGGUGGAGAAUGAUGAAGUGCUGAAGCUGGUAGAAAUCGACAACUUGGGCCGACUGGGGCGAGGCCUUCUGGUGGGCGCCUGUGCCGUGCCCAUCCUGCCCGAGAUGCUGAUCGCCUUCGCCUUCUUCUGGGCCGCCUACGCGCUGGCCAUCGCCUACGGCCUCACCGCACACAGGAAGUCGGGCAGCUACGCCCUCCUCUCGGUGUUGGGCUUCUUGCACCUGCCGUUCGUGUGGGUGUUGUGGUUCCCGCUGGUGCUACUUGCAUUCCUAGGCGUCGUCCUCUUUCAGUCUCUUCGUUCUCGGGUCUUCGGGUGGCUGGCCGGCAAGGAGAGCGGCAGCAGUGUGCUUCCCUCUCACUUCUCCUCGGCCAAAAACGACUGA
Molecule: messenger RNA, 810 nt
Organism: Acanthamoeba castellanii str. Neff
Lineage: Eukaryota; Discosea; Longamoebia; Acanthamoebidae
Exons: 5
Coding region: 1-810 (269 amino acids)
Source: RefSeq, a predicted model, not a curated record